GCAUGCUUGUUUGCAUGUUUUGCCACAGGUACGUGUGGUUAAUGCGGACUUCAUUCCUUGCGAAAGGGAAAGGGAGGUCUUGACCGCCCUACUCAACAUGCUGCCGCCGCGGCCCUCGCCAGGACGAGCGGAUUGAGAAACCAACGAACGCGUCUGACCGGAGGACCCGGAGACAAAUCCACACGGCCACGGGAAGAGCACGCAAACUCCAAACAUGCAGGCGGCCUGUGUCGGGAUCAAACCCACCACCUUCUAUAUACCAGGCGAGACAAGAGAAUGAUCAUUCUGCGCAGCAAGCAGCACUUGAGGGAGCUUAUGGUGGCCUUGUCUCGCAGCCUUCCUCACUCAGCCGAGACGUAUGGGUGGUUGUACUAUGGACUGGACGGCAUGUCGGGGCCAAUGGACGUUUACGUGGACUCUUGGCCGAACUUUCAGGCUGUAAUUGUGCAGCCAACGUACCAGGCUGGUGAAAAGCUCUCAUUGCCCAAAUAUUCCACAUUUGCAUCCAACCCAAGCAGCUUUGCUAACCUGUGGAAUGUUGUGGAAUGGAAGGAACCCUUCAUGCUGGAAGGUGUAGACGCUGAUUUUCAAGAAUGUAUCAAUGAUAUGGCGGCCAAAAAAGAUGUCCGUGUAUCCCGGCAAUCGGACUACUACUACAUGGCCACAACGAAUGAGCCUGACACACUCAGAAUUCGAAAGUCUGAAUUGGAUCUGGAAAUGUCUACAUUAAAUACAAGCCACGUUGAAUUGGUGUGGAACUCGUGGACGCACAGAGGCGAGCCUGACAGUCUGAGCUUAAUCCAGGCUUGCAUAUCGAAAGGAUUGCCCAAUAGCUCUGUGCUGGACGGUUCUGGAAAUCCGGUCGCCUGGCUCCUCACCCACUUAAACGGAUCAAUUGCAUUUGGAUAUGUAAAACCGGACUACCGCAGAAAGGGACUCCUGCACAAGUGCAUGGCAGCUCUUCUCGACAAAUGUCAUGGGGAUGCACCUAUAUACGGUUAUGUUCACGAAGAAAACACUGCUUCUUUGCAGUUCGCAACAGAGAUUGGGUUUUCUAUGCUGUAUGGCCGCCGUUACGUAUGGGUGACUAUAGAGCCCUGAUGCGUUUUAGGUUUUAAUAUUCGUGUACUGACACCCGACACCGUAGUCUUCAAUAACAGGAGUCUUUAUUACUUCCAUCACGAGACAUUGCCUUCAAAGAUUCCCUUUGCGCCAAGCCUCCCGAACUCUCUCGCUUCCCACUGAUACAUCCCUCAAGCCCCUUCCCCUAAGGUUCCUUGACCUUCUGCUUUCCCUCCAGCCAAUCGCGUUCAAUUUUUUCUAACGGAUUCCAACCGUCAUCCCUUUCAAUCAUCCUCGCUUUCCCACUCUUUCCAUGUUGUACUUCUCCUCCAAUGCCUUCAAUUCCCUGCCUCUAACCAAAUCCCCUUUCAGGCCCGUUAAGUACCAAUCGGAGGGCCUUCUUUUACUUCAUGACUCUCUGUGUCACGCACGCCGUCUCCACAACGUCGGUGGAGUAUUUUAGCGCCGACUGAGCAUGUUGUUUUGGUUGUGAAUGAAUCGCUGCAUGAGUAAGCCGGGUUUCAUUUCAUAAUAGAUAGUAUCCGAAAUGCUACUACCUACAAUCGGAGUGCAAUGUGUACCUAUACAUAAUGAUCCCAUUCUUUGACUUAAAGCUUUCGUAACUGCAGGAAUUAAUAUUCGUUGGGUCGUCUUUCGGUAAAGCCACGUAGAUAGAAUAUGGACCCCAUACCUGUCAACCCCUAAUCAGUGCCUACGUUACCACAGACCAAUUCAGACCUUAUUAGUCACCCCGUGCCCUUAUAAAUGUCAACGUUCAUCCUACAAAGUCCCCUCACAAGAGAGAAACACAAAGAAAUAGACCAAAACAUUUUACUAAACAAUUUUAAUGUAUUAAUUUUGAUAAUUGGUGUCAAUUAUGCUACUUAUGCUACUCUCUGUGAUCUUGAAUGCUGAUGCUGUCCCACGACUUUUUUUAUUUGGACGUAUGAGUUUUGUUGUUGCCCUAUUGAAACGGCUGUACGCCAUAUGGACCUGAAAACUCAAUUUCCCUGGACAAGAAUACGGGUAAACCAUAUGGGUUGACAGGUAUGUGAUUCUAGUGCUGUUCUUCAUGACGUUUGGUAACCAUCAUCACUAUUUACAAGUGUUUUUUGCACACAACCAUCGCGCACACCACCAAUUGCAAUUCGUUUAAAACUACAUUGCUUUGCUUAUCUAAACUAAAUAUGUGGUUAUGUGAGUCUUCAUAGUGUAAAGGAGCCUUGGAUUUCCUUCAAUUGUAGUGUGCUUUUUAAAAGGGAGAUUGAAAAGAGACCGGCUCAAUGGAGCUACCUUUGACCUAAUGGGUCUUAUCUGACUCAACAAACUUAUCAUUAUUGAUUUUUAUCCAAUCAACGCCCUGCUACAAUGUCUACAAUGCUGAAUGUCUCAAUUUGUAGCCCUUUUCAAAUUAUUCGCUGUUAUAUUUAAAGGUUUCAAUUAUAUCAUGCCACCCUGAUUUCUGGUCGCAUAUUUUUUAUUGUAUCCAUGUAUAUCUCUUUGCCCACCCCCUUUAUCGCUUUUGAACAAUAGAGCUUUCUAGCUCAAUGGGCCUCAGGGGCCGUCCAUA
Molecule: messenger RNA, 2632 nt
Organism: Lethenteron reissneri (Far Eastern brook lamprey)
Lineage: Eukaryota; Metazoa; Chordata; Hyperoartia; Petromyzontiformes; Petromyzontidae
Product: glycine N-acyltransferase-like protein
Cellular component (GO): mitochondrion
Molecular function (GO): glycine N-acyltransferase activity
Source: RefSeq, a predicted model, not a curated record